ACAAGAAAAUGUACGUGGUCCACGCGGAGGCCAAUGCAAUCUUGAACACCAAUGGCAUGAGUUUGACAGGAACGCGUCUGUAUACUACACUAUUUCCCUGCAAUGAAUGUGCCAAGCUCAUCAUACAGCCAAGAGAGAGCAAUUCAAGACGUGGAUUUGCACAAUUGAAAUAUGAGGAACGCAAUCAGCAGCAGUGAAAUGAAUAAAUUACGCGAAAAUAAAAUCAAUUUGCAUUAGGGGAACUGGAGACGUGUGACUAGUGACUAGCCGUCAGACAACUUGGACCCCUGAAGACCCCUUAAGCCCCCUCGAGAACCCGAGGCCCUCCACACCAUCUCUACCAUCUCUCAUUCACCAGCUGACAGCCAUCUGAAGGACGAACAAGGCGCCGGCCCAUGAGCUGCCGGGCGGGCAAAUUAUAUUACCUUGUCAGGCGAGUGACAUAAGGCGGACCUCUUGGCCCCACGCCCGCACCCGCACCCCCACCCACGCCCACUACGCCCAUGUGUGAAUCCCAGUGAGGUAGCAAGUGGGCAAAGAAGGAGCUGGAGGAGGAAGAGCAGGAAGAGGAGGUACUGGGGUCACGUCUUGGGUUACCAAAUCGCCGCAAUGCUACGCAGCUGCGUGUGCCUGCGCACCGACGACGACGGGAAGCGGCGCAGCUCCUCCGUGGAAGACGCCUCCUCGUGCCGCUCGUCGGAAAUAGAGCGCGUGGGCGCCAGCAUGCAGACACUGGGCCCCAAUGGACAGCCGCAGUCAUCCGCCGCGCAGACGAGCACCAGGGCCUCCAGUCUGCUGCAGCUCUUCCAGCGGCGAGGUUGGUGCAAGCACUUCCGCAAGCCGCUCCGGGGCAUGAGCGCCUCCCGGGCCGAAAAGACUAUCAGAGCGGCAAUCUUCAUCCAGAAAUGGUAUCGCAGGCAUCAGGCCCGUCGCGAAAUGCAGAGGCGUUGCAACUGGCAGAUCUUCCAGAACCUGGAGUACGCCAGCGAACAGGACCAGGCUGAGCUAUACAAAUUCUUCAAUGACCUCAUCAAGCACAUGCCCCAGGCGGCGGGCAGAAAGAACCAGUACCAAGGAUCCGCUCAUGUUUCCGUUUUGGAAGAAAAAGACGAUCUCGUCGAAGAGUUUGGGGACAUUGUGAAUGCCAAAAUUGAGUUGCCAAUACGAAAAAAUCAUAUCGAUCUAUUGAUUGACGUCUUCCGCAAGAAACGGGGCAACCGAUUGCAUCCCAAGUAUGUGGCUCUAAUUCUACGUGAAGCUGCCAAAUCGCUAAAGCAGCUGCCCAAUAUUUCUCCGGUGUCCACGGCGGUUUCCCAACAAGUCACGGUAUGUGGGGAUCUUCAUGGAAAAUUGGACGAUCUUCUUGUGGUGCUGCAUAAGAACGGUCUUCCCUCAUCUUCCAAUCCCUACGUGUUCAAUGGUGACUUUGUGGACAGGGGCAAACGGGGCUUAGAGGUCCUGCUCUUGCUGCUCUCCCUUUAUCUGGCUUUUCCAAACGCAGUUUUCCUCAACCGGGGAAAUCACGAGGACAGUGUCAUGAAUGCGCGAUACGGAUUUAUUCGGGAGGUGGAAAGCAAGUACCCUCGGAAUCACAAGCGAAUCCUGGCCUUCAUCGACGAGGUCUACCGAUGGCUUCCCUUAGGCUCCGUUCUCAAUAGUAGAGUGUUAAUCGUGCAUGGAGGUUUUUCGGAUAGCACAAGCCUGGAUCUAAUUAAAAGUAUUGACAGGGGCAAGUACGUGUCCAUUUUGCGACCACCACUUACGGACGGCGAACCACUGGACAAAACCGAGUGGCAGCAGAUAUUCGACAUUAUGUGGAGUGACCCGCAGGCCACCAUGGGAUGUGUUCCAAACACUUUAAGAGGAGCUGGUGUAUGGUUUGGACCGGAUGUGACUGACAACUUUCUCCAAAGACAUCGACUCAGCUACGUCAUUCGAUCCCACGAGUGCAAGCCCAAUGGCCAUGAGUUUAUGCAUGACAACAAGAUAAUUACAAUAUUUUCGGCCUCGAACUACUAUGCCAUUGGAUCCAACAAGGGUGCCUACAUCCGCCUGAAUAACCAGCUGAUGCCCCAUUUCGUUCAGUAUAUAUCGGCGGCAUCGCAAACCAAGCGAUUAUCCUUCAAACAGCGAAUGGGCAUUGUGGAGAGUUCGGCUCUCAAGGAGUUGGCGGUGCGUAUGCGCGAUCAUCGGGAUGAGUUGGAGGACGAGUUCAGGAAGUAUGAUCCCAAGGAUAGUGGCUAUAUAUCCAUAUCGCAAUGGUGUAAGGUGAUGGAAAAUGUCACCAAGUUGGGGCUGCCCUGGAGACUCCUUCGCGAUAAGCUGGCCCCAGGAACGGAUAGUCAAAAGGUUAAUUAUAAUAGGACAUUGGAUUUGCUGGACACGGAUGUUAUUCUCGAAGCUGAGGCUGAUGGCAUGUCAGUAAUGGAUGCAUUGUAUGCCAACAAAGCCAGCUUAGUUGCCAUUUUUAAUAUAAUUGAUGCGGAUAAUUCGGGCGAAAUUACCCUAGACGAGUUCGAAACUGCUAUUGACUUGCUGGUGGCUCAUAUGCCAGGUGCCUAUUCCAAGGCGGAAAUGCUGGAGAAAUGCAGAAUGAUGGACCUCAAUGGAGAUGGCAAAGUGGACUUGAAUGAAUUCCUGGAAGCGUUUAGGCUGAGUGACUUGCACAGAAAGGAGCAGCAGGACGAAAACAUAAGGAGGCGUUCAACUGGCAGACCAUCCGUGGCUAAAACAGCCACAGAUCCCGUCACUCUCUUGGCUGACAAGAUCUCAAAAAACACGCUGGUCGUGGAACACGACAUCGAUCCCACGGACUGUGAGUCCAAAGUAAUCGAUCCUAAGAAGUCCUAAAGUCACCGGAAAGUACCGGAAGAUCAUCAACAAAUAAACAAAGUAGCAUUAUUGUUUUUUGGCAAUCUUCUAAUCUCGGACUUAAUUUAAUGUACAUGAAGCAUUUAAGGCUCAUUUUCUUUUUAAUCAUCAUUUUAUACACACUACGUAGUGAAAGCAAGUGUUAUAUAAAGUCAAGUUAAAAAAAAAAAAAGAUGAAAUCGAAUUAGAUGCAAAAAUUAAGAAUAUUAAGAUCUCUGCGAAAGCAAAAAUCGACUGCUAUAGUCACCUCAAUAUUUAUGACGUCUACUGGCCAUUCCCCUACGCUUUUGAUUUAAAUAAUUUGUAAUUAUAAAAAAUCGCAUUAUCCACUCCACUAUAAGCUAUGUUGAAACUUUAAUAACAGUGGAAUUAAAAAUGUUAUAGGCUACAAAAAAAAAAAAUAAAAUUAAGACGAUACAAUUUAUACUAACAAAAAUCCAGCGCUUUAUAUAAGAGUAUAGGCAAAAAACAUAAUUAAUUGUUUAUCUAACCAAAAAGUUUAAGCCCAAGGGAUCAACAAUAAAUUUUAUAUAUUAUUACGGCUAGUUCUAAAAUUUUAUAAAAAUGGCAUUUUAACAACCAAAAAUAAACUUUUAAUUAAUAGAAAC
This is a messenger RNA of Drosophila teissieri, 3479 nucleotides long. It is a transcript of the gene rdgC, whose product is annotated as serine/threonine-protein phosphatase rdgC. The coding region runs from base 610 to 2850 and encodes 746 amino acids. The record is from RefSeq and is a predicted model, not a curated record. Gene Ontology annotation, biological process: detection of stimulus involved in sensory perception. Gene Ontology annotation, cellular component: cytosol; nucleus. Lineage: Eukaryota; Metazoa; Arthropoda; Insecta; Diptera; Drosophilidae. Gene Ontology annotation, molecular function: calcium ion binding; iron ion binding; manganese ion binding. The transcript is spliced from 13 exons.